Messenger RNA from Dermatophagoides farinae (American house dust mite), 2377 nucleotides. It is a transcript of the gene Cog2, whose product is annotated as conserved oligomeric Golgi complex subunit 2. Lineage: Eukaryota; Metazoa; Arthropoda; Arachnida; Sarcoptiformes; Pyroglyphidae. Gene Ontology annotation, cellular component: COG complex; membrane. The record is from RefSeq and is a predicted model, not a curated record. Gene Ontology annotation, biological process: Golgi organization; intra-Golgi vesicle-mediated transport; protein transport.
CGUGUCUCUAAACUGGUGAUUUUAUUUACAUUCGGCAUAAAUUGUCAACAAAAUGAAUGGCCAUCAUGUUGGCAAACAAAUGGAACACGGUGGCCAUCACCGUGAACCAUUCAUCCCUGAUGUUCCAGAAUACUAUUGUUUUGUGGAUGAAAACUUCCUGAACGAAACAUUCAGUGUCGAUGGCUUUGUUCGCCGAAAUAGUAAACGUGUACAAUCAUUGGAAACAUUGAAAGAACAUCUAAGUGCCUAUCUUAAAUUGCUCAAACAAGCAAUGGUCAAUCUGAUCAAUGAGGAUUACACUGAAUUCGUCAAUCUAUCAGCUAAUCUGGUCAGCUUCGAUAAAUUGAUUCAGAACAUCAAAACGCCUGUGCUGAAAUUCCAAAAUGAAACCGACCAUACUCGAUCCAAGGUCGAUGAAACAAUCGUUUCGAUCACUGCCAAGCAAAACAGACUUGAAAAGAUUCGUGAGAACAAAAGAAAACUGUCGAUAAUUCUGAAAAAUAUUGAUUAUCUGGAUAGAAUCGAAGCUAAUCUGGAACAAAUCGAAUCCAAUCGAAUUUCCGUAUGUAAGGAUAAUUUAGAAGCUAAACGAUUACAUAUCUAUCCCGGUUUAGGCGAAAAUUCUGCUUUAAUUUCACGGUUAAAUAUCAAUUUCGAUUGUCUUCGGUCCGAUGAGGCCACCAAUAUGACAAAUCCGUUUCUGUCGAAUCUUCUAAAUCGUUUCGAAAGUGCAACUCAACGAUUCCAUGCAGAUCUUGAGAGUGAGCUUUUGUAUCUACUCAAUUAUGAGCUGAUUCAGUUUGAAAAUGAACCCAAUUCCUACGAUUUGACCAUUGCUCUGGAACAAAUGUUUAUUUUGUAUUUGAUUGAUGGCCAGAAUCAAAAGGAAUUGGAACGUGUGAUCCAAAAUCGUAUUGUUGUGCCUUGUUUUCAGGAGAUAAUCGACACAUCGAAUCAAGUGGCCACCAUAUUCAACCGAACAAUCGAUUUGAUCGAAAAGAAAUGGUCAAUGUGGAUCCAUGUAUUGACCACUUGCAAGCAAUUCGCAUCAUUCAAAUUCGAUUUGGUCGUAUCGGCCGUUUGGAAUCCUUUCGUCGAAUUGUUUCUGGUGCGAUCACCGAUCCUUUUGGAUUUGUCCGAUUUGGAUACAUUCGAACUCAACUAUUUUCUAACAAUUAAAUUUGUUGAACAAUUCGUACGACAUACUUGCAUCUUAGAUAUGAUGUUUCAAUUUGAGCAACAAUCAAGCUAUAAACGAUUAAAAUCAAAAUUCAAGCUAAACGUUUAUUUCCAUAUGAAACUACGUAAGUUAUCUUCUGACAUGGAAAAUCAAUUCGAUCAAUUGGCCUAUUCGUUCGUUACUGGAGAUGAUCAAAGAGGAAAUCAAUACCGAUUGAAUGUAAGCCAAAUGAUUCAUGACCAUCUGAUGGAAUGUUGGCCAAAAUCGGACCAAUAUUGUAACAUGGGUGACAUGUUUAUCUAUUGUUGGAAAUUAACACUGAAAGUAUUGUCUCGAUUCACCACUUGGUUGAUGGCAAUCGAUUUGGCCAAAAUCAAUGUCAAAAAGUCAUCAUCAUCAUCAUCAUCGAUAAAUAACACAGACAGUGAUACGAAAAGAUUAGUUCGUCAAACAAUGAUUGCUUUGAUUGCCGAUUCAAAUACAUUUCUUAGUGAAUCGACAAAAUUAUUCAACAAUGUGAUUGAACCACUUUGGUUAAACUAUUAUCAGAUCAGUUUAGUACGAAGACUGACCGACCAAUCGAUACAGGAAGGCUCUCUACGCCGUUCGUUUGAUGAAUUUGUUGCCGAUUUUCGAUCGACAGCCAUUGAUAAAGUGAUCUGGUUGAUGCGAAAUGAAAUUGUUAGCGAAUGUAAAGUUUGGAUGAACCAGGUUAACGAUAUACCUCGCCUAUAUCGAAGAACAAAUAAAGAGAAACCGAAAGAAGCUUCCAGCUAUGUGGAUAAAUGCAUAGGGCAACUAGUCGAUUGUAUGCGAAUGUUGGGCAACGAUUCUGGUAUGGUGACCAACACUAAUCAAUGUCUGCACGAUAUACUCAACGAUUUAACAAUACAUUAUAAACAUUGCACGUUGGAAGUAUUGACUUCGGUACAAAAAACCGAAGAUAGCCUGAAAAAAUUGAAAAAACACAAAGGACUCGGUUCUACCAUGGUGGCUAAUGUUGUGAGCCAACAAUCUGGCAUGUCCGAUGAUGACAAGAUACGGUUACAGAUUUAUCAUGAUGUAACCACAUUCGGCAAACAAUUGACAGAAAAGCUGGCCGUGGAUAUUUAUUCGUUAAAGCCAUACAAUGAAUUGUUAGCCACAAUCGAAUCAUUAAAAUUAUUAAAAUAAACAAAGCCUAUCUGAUUUAAUGUA